ACGGAAGUACCGUAUUUACGGAAGGACCACACGGGCGAUCAUGGCAAUGGCGGCUACUGAAAAGAAUGUGGAACUGAAGCGCAAAGUAGAUGAUGAUCAUGAUGGAGACGGGGACGAAGAAGAUGCCGAGUGGGUUGGACCCAUGCCAAGCGAAGCCACAAAGGCAAAGAAAAGGAAAGUACUCGAGUACGAGCGUGUCUAUCUGGACAACCUCCCGUCGGCUGCAAUGUAUGAACGGAGCUAUAUGCACAGGGACGUCAUCACACACUUAGUUUGUACAAAGUCAGACUUCAUCCUCACUGCCAGCCAGGAUGGCCAUGUCAAAUUUUGGAAGAAGAAGGAGGACGAGGGGAUAGAGUUUGUCAAACACUUUCGAAGUCAUCUCGGUGUGAUCGAAAGCAUUGCGGUCAGUGCGGAAGGGGCCCUUUUCUGUUCCGUUGGUGAUGAUCAGGCCAUGAAAGUAUUUGACGUGGUCAAUUUUGACAUGAUCAAUAUGCUGAAGUUGGGCUUUCAUCCAGGCCAGUCUGAGUGGAUCUAUAAUCCUGGAGAUGCCAUCUGCACAGUAGCCUGCUCAGAAAAGUCCACAGGGAAAAUCUUCAUCUAUGAUGGCAGGGGAGGCAACGACCCCCUCCAUGUCUUUGACAAAAUGCACUCCGCACCGCUUUCCCAAAUCCGCCUGAAUCCCAAGUUUCGAGUCAUUGUGUCUGCUGACAAAGCGGGAAUGCUGGAGUACUGGACAGGCCUUCCAAAUGAAUUCAAGUUCCCCAAACAUGUGGAUUGGGAAUACAAAACGGACACUGACUUGUAUGAAUUUGCAAAACACAAAACCUAUCCCACCAGCCUUGCCUUUUCCCCCGAUGGGAAGAAGAUGGCCACCAUCGCUUCUGAUAGGAAAGUCAGGAUCUUCCGAUUCCUAACAGGAAAACUAAUGCGAGUGUUUGAUGAAUCAUUAACGAUGUUCACAGAGCUGCAGCAGAUGAGACAGCAGCUUCCUGACAUGGAGUUUGGGAGGCGGAUGGCUGUGGAGAGAGAACUAGAGAAGGUGGAUGGUAUUCGGCUGGCAAACAUCAUCUUUGAUGAGACUGGCCACUUUGUUCUGUAUGGGACCAUGCUGGGCAUCAAGGUCAUCAAUGUGGAAACCAACAGAUGUGUGCGGAUCCUUGGGAAGCUGGAGAACAUCCGUGUGGUUCAGCUGAGUUUGUUCCAAGGUGUUGCAAAGGCCAUGCAAGUGGCACCCACUGUGGAGAUGAAAGCUUCUGACAACCCUGCCUUACAGAACGUAGAGCCUGACCCAACCAUCUUCUGUAGUGCUUUUAAGAAGAACCGCUUUUACUUGUUUUCGAAGAGAGAACCAGAGGAUACCAAGAGCGCCGAUUCAGACAGAGACAUCUUUAACGAGAAGCCCUCAAAAGAAGAGGUGAUGGCCGCCACGCAGGCCGAGGGCCCCAAGAGAGUGUCUGACAGUGCCAUCAUCCACACCACUAUGGGAGACAUCCACAUCAAGCUUUUCCCUGUGGAAUGCCCCAAAACUGUGGAGAACUUCUGCGUCCACAGCAGGAAUGGAUACUACAAUGGCCACAUAUUCCACAGAGUGAUCAAGGGCUUCAUGAUUCAGACUGGAGACCCCACAGGAACAGGCAUGGGAGGAGAGAGCAUCUGGGGAGGGGAGUUUGAAGACGAGUUCCACGCCACGCUGAGACACGACCGCCCAUACACACUUAGCAUGGCAAACGGAGGCCCGGGCACCAAUGGCUCACAGUUUUUUAUCACCGUGGUACCCACUCCCUGGCUUGACAACAAACACACUGUGUUUGGGAGGUGCACUAAAGGCAUGGAGGCAGUCCAGAGGAUCUCCAAUGCCAAAGUCAACCCGAAGACUGACAAGCCAUAUGAAGACAUCAGCAUUAUUAACAUCACCAUAAAGUAAUUGUAUGCCUUUGUCAUGUAAUGUACAGCGAUUUAUUAAAGAAGACCAAAUGUUGUUAUAA
Molecule: messenger RNA, 1988 nt
Organism: Haplochromis burtoni (Burton's mouthbrooder)
Lineage: Eukaryota; Metazoa; Chordata; Actinopteri; Cichliformes; Cichlidae
Gene: ppwd1
Product: peptidylprolyl isomerase domain and WD repeat containing 1
Exons: 11
Coding region: 41-1927 (628 amino acids)
Biological process (GO): protein peptidyl-prolyl isomerization
Molecular function (GO): protein binding; peptidyl-prolyl cis-trans isomerase activity
Source: RefSeq, a predicted model, not a curated record